CACAGAUUAUUCAAUGGGAUCAAUAUUUUUUAAAAAAGGAGUAGAUAAACUUCAACCACCAACAAAAUCAUUCUUCGAUUUUGAACUCAAUAAUAUUGAUGGAUAGAAAACUUAACUAUCUUAAUUCAAAGGCAAAAAAGCUUACAUUUGUGUGAAUGUUGCUUGUUCUUGUGGAUUAACAUCUUCAAACUACAGCGAACUUGUGGAACUUUAUAAAACCUAUAGUGCUCAAGGUUUAGAAAUCUUAGGAUUUCCAUGUAAUCAAUUUAUGGGUUAGGAAUCCAAACCUGAACCUGAAAUCAAAGAGUUUGUUCUCUCUAAGUAUGGUGUAUCCUUCCCAUUGUUUUAAAAAAUUGAGGUUAAUGGAUAAAACACUCAUGAAAUUUAUAGAUAUUUGAGAUUGAACAGUUCCUUAAAAACUAGUGCCAAUGAAGCAAAAGAAGUACCAUGGAAUUUUGGAAAAUUCUUAUUGAAUUCAUAGGGUCAAGUCGUGAGAUUUUUUAAUCCAGAUUAGAAACCAAAAGAAAUGAAGCAAGAUAUCGAAAAAUUGUUGAGUCAAUGAUUGUAUUCGUUACAAUAAUAUAUAAAUGUAUGAAUAAUAAGUAUCUUAAAUCUUAA
This is a messenger RNA of Paramecium tetraurelia, 618 nucleotides long. RefSeq lists its product as uncharacterized. The transcript has 3 exons. Gene Ontology annotation, biological process: response to oxidative stress. Gene Ontology annotation, molecular function: glutathione peroxidase activity. Lineage: Eukaryota; Ciliophora; Oligohymenophorea; Peniculida; Parameciidae. The record is from RefSeq and is a predicted model, not a curated record.